CCUUAGACAGUACAGUGGUGUACAUGCUGCCCAGCAAUUCAGGGGCAGGCGGCAGUAGGCUAUAGCUAAGACCCAUCUCCAUUCUUUCCAGUGCAACUUUUUUUUUUCAGAUUCGCGUGACAGUAGAAGCCACCCGAGCCGGCUGACUGUGAGUGUACAGGUACGCUUUUGUAUUCGUUUCUAAAACAAGUGAUACAUCCAUACAGUUCGCGAACAUUAGCACGCUAUGCUAGCAGUUUCGCGUAGCCUAUCCAACCGUAGUGGUCCAGUGGACACUUGAAGUGCUAAUGUGUGCAAUCCACAAUGACAAACUGGGAAUCGGCUGAGAGCUGGCAGAUGUGUUGAGCUCUCGGACUUGAAGAGGGUGACUAGACCGUGGUUGUGGCUCAGCUAAAUGGGAAGCUAGCUGAACUAUAAUCAUCUCAACCAGUGGACCCUUGUCUUUCUCCUAUUCGAAUUGGCACUGUUUUAUAAAGGUGGCAGGAGGAGGGUGGGCCAAUGGAGGGCUGAUGGACUGCAGAAAGGGCCAAUCAGAGGACCAUGCUGGCCAGGAACCGCUUCAUCCUGCUGUUGGUGGUCGGGGUGGUGCUGGCUGCUCUCAGCUACAGCCUGCAGUACUUGCAGCUGAUGCCAGUAGCCCCAGUGGAGGCGGUGCGCUCUGGAGGAGGGAAGAACAGGAAGAGAGUGAACCCCGUCCUGCUGACGCCCCCGGCCACCCCCGACCCCCUGGCAGGGGCCUACCUGUACUGCAACACCCCCAACCGCACGCAGCAGACAUGGGAGGGACACAGCCCUGCAGACUAUCAGCUGCUCUCCGUGCAGGUCAUGAUUCGCCACGGCGACCGCUACCCUCUCUACUCCAUCCCCAGGACCAAGAAACCGCCCAUUGACUGCAUUCUGUCCCCCAACAAAAAGCCCUCUCACCCGCUCCUGUCCUCCUUCAUCGCUCACAUGGGUAAAGACGGACAGGAGAACUGGGACGCCUCCCUCACCUCGCUGCCCCGCCUGCCCAAUCACAGCGCCUGUGAGAUGGGCGAGCUCACACAGACAGGUGUUGUGCAGCACCUGCGUAACGGCCAGUUGUUGCGGGGCGCGUACCUGCGCGGGCCCCCCCUGCUGCCGGCGUCUCUGGGCUCGUCCCAGGUGCUCCUGGAGACCACGGGCAAGAGCCGCACGCUGCAGAGCGGCCUGGCGCUGCUGUACGGCCUGCUGCCCGGCGGGCACCAGCGCUCCGCCCUGCGGGUGCGCCAGCACUGGAACGCGCUGUUCUGCGGGCGCUCCUGCGACUGCCCCGCGCGCCAGCGCCACCUGGAGGCCGAGCAGCGCCGGCAGUACCGCCUGCGCGUGGCCGACACCCGCCUCGACCGCGCCUACGUCGCCAUGGCCGCCGCGCUGGGCGUGUCGCCGCGGGCCAUCCGGGCGGCCAAUCCCGUGGACGCGCUGCUGUGCCACCUGUGCCACGGGCUGCCCUUCCCCUGCCGCGUCGCCGACGGCAACGGCGACAACGACAGCAACGCUUUUUCGGUCUCCGCGGCGACCACCUGCCUGACUCCGGCGCACCUGGCCGAGAUCCGGCGGCAGCAGGAGGAGGACGAGAGGGAGCGGCGGGGGGCGGGGCUUUACCAUCGCUACGCCGUGCUCGCCGCACAGCCCUACCUGGAGCGCUGCGCCGCCCGCAUGGAGCGCGUCGCCCGCGGCAACCUGUCGCCCACGGAGCCCCUGGUCACCCUGGCCUCCGCGCACGACAUCACCCUCACGCCGGUGCUCAGCGCCCUGGGCCUGGAGGGCGUGGCCGCGUUCCCGGGCUUCGCGGCGCGGCUGGUGAUGGAGCUGUGGCGCCGGCCCCCCCCCGCGGGCGGCGGAGCGAGGGAUAGAGAGACGGAGAGAGGGAGGGAUAGAGAGACGGAGAGAGGGAGGGAGCUGAAGGGCAGGCGAUCGGACGACCUGUUUGUGCGCGUGCUCUACAACGGCGAGGACCUGACGUUCCACACCGCCUUCUGCCGCACGCACCCGCGACACACACACACACACACACACACCCCCCUCUGCCCGCUCGGCAGGUUCCUGCGCUUCGUCCGAGGAGAGAUCUUCAGCCCCCUCAACGCCACCAGCUACCAGGAGGCAUGCCACGCCAGUGUACCUUAGAGACCUUACACACACACACACACACACACACACACACACACACACACACACACACACACACACACACACACA
Clupea harengus (Atlantic herring) is the source of this 2217-nucleotide messenger RNA. RefSeq names its product 2-phosphoxylose phosphatase 1. The record is from RefSeq and is a predicted model, not a curated record. Bases 541 to 2145 code for a protein of 534 amino acids. The transcript is spliced from 7 exons. Gene Ontology annotation, cellular component: Golgi apparatus. Gene Ontology annotation, biological process: glycosaminoglycan biosynthetic process; dephosphorylation; chondroitin sulfate proteoglycan biosynthetic process. Lineage: Eukaryota; Metazoa; Chordata; Actinopteri; Clupeiformes; Clupeidae. Gene Ontology annotation, molecular function: phosphatase activity.